AUGCCUGAGCGUGAAAGAUUUGUUUGUGAACAGCUACUAAAUCCCGUAGAGAGAGUCGCGUCGCAACCUGAAAACCCUUUUUCGACCCUUAUUUCUGACCAGUUUAUCGCCACUGUUCCCUCCUUCACCCUCGAGUCGGGUGUCACUCUGCACAAUGUCCCAGUCGCAUAUACUACGCGAGGGGAACUGAAUGCUUCUGGAGACAAUGCUCUAGUUGUAUGCCAUGCCUUGAGCGGCAGCGCUGAUGUUAGUGACUGGUGGGGCCCGCUACUCGGGGGUCCAGGUCAAGCUUUCGAUACAACGAAAUUCUUCGUAGUAUGUCUGAAUAGCUUAGGCAGCCCUUACGGAAGCGCCAGCGCCAUGACCUAUAAAGAUGGUGAUCAGAAGAAGGGUAUUUAUGGACCAGAGUUUCCAUUGACCACGAUAAGAGAUGAUGUGCAGUACGGCGCCCCAGCAUCGAGAAAUAUGGAAGAGCAUAGACUAAUUUCUGGCCUUAGCAUCCACAAGAUUAUACUCGACGACUUAGGCGUCAAGCAAAUAGCAGCCGUUGUCGGUGGCUCCAUGGGUGGCAUGUUGGCAUUGGAAUAUUCAUUCUUUGGAAAGGAUUAUGUGCGCUGUGUUGUGCCUAUUGCGACCUCCAGCUGCCACUCUGCUUGGGGAAUCAGUUGGGGAGAAGCCCAAAGACAGAGCAUAUACAGCGAUCCCAAGUAUGAAGACGGGUACUAUACGUUUGACGAUCCCCCUGCCACGGGACUGGGAGCGGCCCGCAUGGCAGCGCUCUUAACCUACCGAAGCCGAAAUUCAUUUGAGGCAAGAUUUGGAAGAAAUGUCCCGAAUGCCUCAAAGCUUGGCACUGCCCGUCUUCCUACCCCACCAAACGACCAUCUUGCUGUCCAUAAUGACGGGCACAGGUCGACACGUACCUCACAACCUGUUUCGUCCGAGAUACUCGCUCCCGUCCCGCAAAUAGAUAUUAAAUUCACAGACCCGCAAUUCAGUGGUACGACAUUAUUUAGUGCACCUCCGUCUCCCGCACUGGAUCCCUCCAAACGGCCUACCACGUAUUUCUCUGCCCAGUCUUAUCUACGAUACCAAGGCCAAAAGUUUGUGAAACGGUUCGAUAGUAACUGCUAUAUUGCGAUUACUCGAAAACUGGACACACACGAUAUUUCGAGGCAUCGCGUUGACGCCUCCUCUUCAACACCCGUAAAAGAUGCCCUGGCGCAAAUUCAACAGCCAACUCUCGUCAUUGGAAUUGAGAGUGACGGGCUUUUCACGUUCGCGGAGCAGCAAGAAAUGGCAGAGUGUAUUCCGGAUUCGAGACUAAGAACAAUUGACAGCCCGGAAGGCCACGACGCAUUUCUGCUGCAGUUUGAACAGGUCAACCAUCACAUCCUCGAGUUUUUCAGAGAGGUAUUGCCUGAGAUAAUGUCACUUGAUGGCAGGGCAGAUGCCAGUGGGGAUCAUGUUGUGAAAUUGAAGAAAACGAGCACUUUUGGAGAAGCUGAAGUUGAGGACAUGACUGCCUGGUAG
This is a messenger RNA of Ophidiomyces ophidiicola, 1533 nucleotides long. RefSeq lists its product as uncharacterized. Gene Ontology annotation, molecular function: homoserine O-acetyltransferase activity. NCBI's taxonomy places the organism in Eukaryota, Fungi, Ascomycota, Eurotiomycetes, Onygenales, Onygenaceae. The transcript has a single exon. Bases 1 to 1533 code for a protein of 510 amino acids. Gene Ontology annotation, biological process: L-homoserine metabolic process. The record is from RefSeq and is a predicted model, not a curated record.